Messenger RNA from Halichondria panicea, 2683 nucleotides. Its product is annotated as breast cancer anti-estrogen resistance protein 1-like. Bases 205 to 2388 code for a protein of 727 amino acids. The transcript is spliced from 2 exons. Gene Ontology annotation, biological process: cell migration; cell surface receptor protein tyrosine kinase signaling pathway. The record is from RefSeq and is a predicted model, not a curated record. Gene Ontology annotation, molecular function: protein binding. Gene Ontology annotation, cellular component: cytoplasm; plasma membrane. NCBI's taxonomy places the organism in Eukaryota, Metazoa, Porifera, Demospongiae, Suberitida, Halichondriidae.
AUUAGUACUUCCUGAUAUGGACAUCACUAAAAGGGAGAGGCUAGCUAGCUCACAAAAUUUUGAGCAGCUACAAAGCAGUGUGAUUCCUAGCUAGUAAAAGGUUUCUGUAGUAUUAUAGCUAGCAAACUAAAUCAAUAGAUACACAGGAUUUUGGUCAAUUUUUAGUGGCAGUUUUGAGAGACAGAGUGACCUGUGUACCUUGAGAUGACAGCAGUUUUGCUACCCCAAAUAACCAAAGAAAUGGUUGACGUAUCUCAACACCUGUUGGCCAGAGCACGAUACAACAAUGUUGCAGAGAAUGAGGAUGAGCUCACCUUUAGACAAGGGGACGUUGUGACUGUUGUCAAGAAAGAUUUCAAACAACAGAGAGACUGGUGGCUGUGUGAACUAAGAGGCAAAGUGGGUAUGGUUCCUGCAAACUAUCUGGAGAUUUUUCACGAACAAUCCAGCUACGAUAUCCCCAAACCUUCAAAGAAGGCAACACUGUCAUCCCGUACAACCCUCCCACAAAAAACAAUCAAAGAUGAAAUUGAUAACCCAAUUUACGACUUGCCUCCUACAGACGUUGAGAUCACAGACGGAGAUUAUGACCUCCCACCGCCAGAGGCACCACAAGAUGAGGGAGUGGACUACGACCGCCCACCUAGCUCUUCUCGACUCAGCCCAAUGGAAAGCAAUCGUUCUUCUAAUUAUCGCAAUUCGAUGGGUGCUAGUUCUGUUGGUAGCUCAAGGAACUCCAGUUGUAUAUACGAUGUUCCUCCAGAAAUGAUGGAUACUUACGACUUGCCUAAGCCGCACAAAGGUGCAGUGAAUACAGAAGAGAGAGAUCUGCCUAUGCUUGCAGUGGAUAUCAGUACGAUGUAUGAUGACGAGGCCGAAGAAUUGCUCACUUCUUACCGACAACUCAUGCAAGCAACGUACGAUGUCCUUUUUCAAACAGUGUACGGGCCCGAUGCUUAUUGGGGCAACGAAAAUAAAGCAAAGCGAAUCGCUACUUUGAAACACACUCGGCAAGCUGUGAAACACUUCGACAGGGCUCUGGUGGCUCUGCUAGAAUUUGGAAAAGGGGUUGUGAAUGCUCUUGGGAGUACCUCAGAUGCAAACUUCAAGAAAAAAUACACCAGUGCUUUCAGAGGUCUUUUGGAAAAUCGUAAUGAUAUCCUUUCCAAAGUAGAGCAACUGAGCUCUGAAAUUGACAGCAUCACGGCCACUGUGAAAUCACUCCUGGAAGUUGCUCGAGCUAUCCCUAAAGCUGUCACAGAAUUCACUGUACUAGUUGGUGCCAAUAAAGCUCUCCUGUUUAAGGUACGAAACGUCUCCACGAGCAGUCUACCUGUUAUCACCAAGAGAGAUCUCGAAGCCCGACCACUUCCUGAACGUCCACCCCAAGUUGCUGUCCGAACAUCUGGUGAUUACGCAAUUCCAGUUGAGUCUCCAUACGUCAGUGGACGCAAAACACCUGAGAAAACACUCAGUGAAAGUAACAUUAUCGAUAUGAACGCUUUCCGUAAACGCAAACCAAACGAUCAUCUACCCCCUCUACCCUACGCUCCAAAUUACGGUACAACGCAAAAACUUGUACGAACCCCAAAGAGAGUGAUUCACGAACAGACGUCACAAUCCAACAGUCCUUAUGGAAGCGAGGUUAAUCUAAACCCAAAUGGUUCACCCAUGUUCAUCAGACAAUCGGAAGAUUAUGACGAGAUUAACGACAAGAUCCGAGACCGUUCCAUAGUCCUCAACAAAAGGCCAAGCCUUGCAAGCCUGAACUCUGGGUCCAGUCGAGAUGCCAGUCCUACUCACAUUCGCUCAAGACGAAGAGAGCAGAGUUUAAGCAGCUGCUCUGGGUCCUCCGAAGAAUUGACUGGAAUUGCCCUGAGGCGUGUUAACUCUGCUGAUAUAUUGGACGGUCCUUACGGUCGACCGAAUGGACGUCUUAUUCCCCAUCACGUACGACAGACCAGUAGUCCGCAACCUCUUCGAGAAGAGGAUCGUGAGCUCUUGGAUAGAUUCAGCAAGCAACUCGAUCUGAUUAUCCCAAGCUUGAGAGAAACUAUUGACGUAUUCAUUGAUUGCCUCAAGGAUAAUGAGCCGCCGAGAGACUUUGUGACCAAAAGCAAACUGACUGUGGUGGCCGCAUACAAGCUGGUGUACAUUGCCGAUGCCCUCACGCAAAAGAUUUUGCACACGGACACAAAAGCAACCAUUCUAACGAACAGUAAUGAACUCACUGACUCCAUCAAGAAUCUUGUAUCUUCGACAAAAACAGCUGCACUGCAAUUCCCGAGUGUUAUCGCUAAGAAUAAAAUGACUGAGAGUUUGAAAGUGCUUUUACCAGCAGCUCUAGACCUGAUUAAUUCUGUCAAAAGCCGUGCCUCAUUUGUUUAAUCUCUCAGUGCCCAAUCUUAAUGUAAUAUGUUUCUGUGUCUUGUCUAGUUUAUUAAUUCUCUAUAUGUGUGUGUGUUUACUUAAAUUGUACAUGUACGACUUCUGUUAUGAUCGAUCUAAUGCUUUUGUUCUUUUGUGCUUGGCUAUUAAUUUUUAUAGUAAACAUUUCUCAGAUAUACAUUUUUUUAUUUUUGUCAGUUCACUUUCUUAGCUGCUAAGAUCUAUAUUAUCAUUUCAUCUCAGAAUUAUAAAAUCUUGCACACAAUUUUAUUAUAUGAAACCAUUUUUUACUUGA